AUACCGAGUUCUUAGAAGUCAAAUAAAGAUAAAUUAGACAAAACGAUUAGAUAGCUUGAAAGGCGGAUUAUUCGUUUUACCUCACAGAAGUUUUACAACUGUGGAUCAAUUAUUGAUCUCGUAAAUCGAUUGGGAAUAGACAAAUCAAGGAAAGAAAUAGAACUUGAGAAAAUAGCAGGAAUCUCAAAAGAAGCGAUACAGUGUGUUUCGACAGGAAUUUUCAGGAAAACGUUCAGAAUGUCAACAAUAGUAUGUCCAGAGUGUACAGUAGAAAAUCCUCCCUACAAACAACGAUGUGAGGUUUGUUACAGACAUUUACAUAAUCCUGAAUGGAGAUGCCAAAGCAAUGCCUGCCUCUACUUAAAUCCUGUUUCUGAUUUAAAAUGCUCAAUGUGUAAAAAGUCUCGGAAUGAAAGUGUUGGGAAAGGGAAACGUCCACAAUCUGCCGAUCGUCUAGGUAGAGAUAAAGGUCAGAAAGAACCUGUGAAAAGCAAUUUUUUAGGUGUUAGGCCAGUUGAUGAUAAACAUAGGAGACCACGUUCAGCCGAUAACCGUUUAGCAUCACGAUGGAAAUGUUGCCAAUGUAAAUAUUCUAAUGGUGUAGAUGAAGAUGUCUGUGAAAAGUGCAAUCAUAUGAAGGCUCCAUGUUGUAAUGUUCCCAAGGGAAAACAGUGGAAAUGUCAUGUAUGCGACAAUCUUACUUCUGAAGAAUUUAACAGGUGUAGCAAUUGUACAAAGAGGAGAAAAGAUCCAGAUCUACCAAAACCUGCAAAAGACUUAGAUAAAGGGAAAAUAAACCCAGUUGACAAACACUCAAAUGAUCAUGAAAAGAAGAGUCCAUUGCCUGGUGGGGAUAAAUGGACUUGUGAAAUAUGUUCUUUUGAAAACAUCAGUGUAACAUGUUCAAAAUGUGGCGUUGGUAAGCCUAGAGUUACUGGGAUAAACUUUAUAGACAGACCACUAUCUAAGCCUUUAAGACAUGAUCGUAGGCAGUCAGUCCGAGCUAAGAAUUUGAGAACCAUAAAAACAAGACAAGUAGAAGCAGAAUGGGCAAAAAUUGUCUUAAACUGUAAACAGGAUAAGAUAAACUUUACCGAUAAGGAUUUUCCACCAAAUGACAAUUCCCUCUUCAAAGUUCAUAGACCUGGUGGAAGCAACAUAAAAUGGAAGAGAUUAAAAGAUGUUAAGGAUGACGGGAAAGAUCCUAUACAUUGGAAAGUCUAUGACAAACCCACAGCAAAUGAUAUUAUGCAAGGAGAAAUUGGAAACUGCUGGUUCAUAUGUGCACUGGCUGUAGUGGCUGAGAGACAAAAGCUGGUUGAACGAAUUGUUGUUACAAAAAAUUACUGUCCUGAAGGAGCAUAUGUUGUACGACUCUGUAAAGAUGGCAUCUGGAAAACUGUCGUCUUAGAUGACCACUUCCCAGUAGAUCAGUACGAAAGACUAAAAUAUUCUAAGGCAAGAAGAGGCCAGUUAUGGGUUCCAUUGAUUGAGAAGGCGGCAGCUAAGAUGCACGGAUGUUAUCAAGCAUUAGGAUCUGGAAGGACAGUUGAAUCUUUGUCAUUACUUACUGGUGAACCAUGUGAACAUCUGUCCUUAAAUGAAAAAAUAGAUUUUUCAAAGACCAUUGAUAACAUGUUAAUCUGGUCAACAUUGACACAUGCAAGAGAUUGCAGGUAUUUGAUGUGUACAUCAUGUGAAACUAAAGAUGGAUUUACCCCAGAAUAUUGUAAAUCACUUGGACUAAUAACAGGACAUGCCUACUCUCUACUAGAUGUAUACGAUAUGGAUACUGGAGAAAAAUUGUUAAAAAUCAGAAAUCCAUGGGGUAGUGAAUCAUGGAAAGGCGAUUGGAGUGAUAGCUCUCCAAAAUGGCAGAAGGUCAAACCUGAGGUCAAACAGAAACUUAAACCAGAUGGAAACAAACAUGGAAUUUUCUGGAUGGAGUUCAAAGAUUUUAGAAAGCAUUUUGGUGAUGUAGACAUUUGCAAAACAAGAGACUGGCAUGAAACAAGAAUCAAGGGAUCUUUUCCAUCAUCUGCUGAUGGACCAUGGAAGUUUGUAAAAGUUUAUGUACAGAACAAAACUGAUCUUUGUGUAGGACUGCACCAAAAGAAUAAAAGAGGUAGCAGCAGCAACGAAGACUUUGUUGACAUGUUAAUAGUGGUGAUGGAAAUUAUGGAUGGUAAAAAGCUGAGAACCGUGGGUCAUAGUAAGAGAGACAUCAAAAGUUAUGUUGGAUGUGAAAUUGAACAUCUAGAAAGGGGAGAAUACACCAUUGCAUGUCUGGCUUUUAAACAUUUAGAUGGAGGAAAACAUGGAAGUCAUGUCCAGCGUGAUUUUGUCCUGACAAUACACAGUACACAGAAUAUUGUGGUAGAAGAGAAUGACUCUAUAAAUGCUGGGUACAAACAUUUUCUGGCAGAUACCUUGAUACAGUUAGCAGUCGAUGAAGGAAAGCAACAGAAUUUAAAGGAGAAUAAGGCUAGCACCUACAGUCUUGCCCUGGAUGGAAUUUUAUUGAUAGUUCAAAAUAAAGACGAAAAGGAGUAUCUCUCAAUACAGGAAGACUGUUCGAACUCAAGAAAUCUGAUGAGCACCAGGGGUUCUAUGUUUACACAAGAUGUAAUACCACCAGGACAUAGGCAGUUGAUAUUUUUAUUGACUAGAAUAGAUAACAGAGCUGGAUACAGUUGCCAAUCUUCUUCAUCAUACAUUAGUAGUAAUUCAUCAACCUUAGAACACUAUGGUGACAAGACAACAAUUCAUAAACCAGCAAUUCAGAGGGAGCUAGAGGGCCUACAUAUUCCUAGACCAAUUACAUGAUGUGCUUUUGUAGAAUUCACGAGUUAGAUCAGAAGGAAAUAAAGUUUUCCUCUUUUUUCUGAUCUUCAUGAUACGAAUAAAAGCCUAGGAAAUUUAACUUCUAGUUUGUAUUAUGUGUGGUAAACCAAUAACGUUUAUGUGGAUGAAUAUAUGCUAUUUUAAUUCCACAUAAUAGAAGAAUGUUAGUAAAAAUUGAUUAUUCGAUUAUAAUAGCAUGUGCUUGACUUGGAUAAAUAGUUGUGACAAAGUAAAAAUUGAUAAAUGCAUGUGUAGUUUUCGCUUAGGGAAAUUUACGGGUUUUUUCAACCACUAAUUAAACAAUUUGUUGAACCUUUUCAGCGUAAGAGUCUCUCCAGGUAAACAUUUGGUAACAUCGAUCUAAUUCAUACUUGUUAAUUCUCUAACAUCAAAAGAAGAAAAAUGUAGUAUGAUUACAACUUUUUAUCACAGAUCAAAUGACGUAGAUGUAAUUAACGUUUUUUUAGAAACAACAAGUAGUGUGAAGGGGAUUAUUAGGGUGUGUGAUGUUCUAGACUGAUAUCAUUAUGAUUGUAUUUCAUUGUUUCUUUUACAAGACAAUCAUGUUUGUAUUCUUUAUACUUUAUAAUUCUAUACAUUAUUAUUUCUAAAGGGAUGUUUUUGCUAGCAGCCGGUUGGAUAUUGAAUAUCGAAUAUCGAAUAACGAACCGGCUGCUUACUUCACAUCCAUCGUUUUUUUUAUCAUUUCAUGACUAUAUACAUUCAAAAUCGUUUUGAUAUUUAUUUUAGGAAGAAAUUGAUAUCGAUAUAAUUAGCAAACUAUGUAGGCGAACUACCCUUUUCUCUCUUUAUUAACCUUCAAAAGAUGACGAGCAUGAAAUCUGAUACGAUUUUUAAUGUUUCUUGAAUUCUAGUGUGUCUCUAUUGCUGUUCAUUCCAAAUUCUGACACAUUUGUCCUUUGUUUCACCAAAACAAUUUAUCAACUAAUCACUAGUGAAACACUAACAGUCAAGUCACAGUAAUUCACAUAAUAUGAGCUUAUGUCAUCACUUGGAUUUUGUCGUCUUCUAAAGGAUUUCACAUUUAAAACCAAAGGGAAAAAUGUUUGGCAGUUAUGAUGUAUGGCAUAUCCUUUACAAGCAAUUCUCCUCUUUUUCCUAUUUGUAAGAAAACCGUUACAGGUACUCAAGACCUCAGGGAUAAAGCUGCUGUUUUGGCUUAUAUAUGAAAACGAAAGCAGUGAGAUUAAACAAAAUGCAGCUACAAAUUAUCAAUAGGUGAAGAUUUAUCAAACAUGAAAUUUUCUUAAGAAUCGAACAUUCCAUUUUGGACUGUUUCCCUUGAAAUGAUAUUUCAACAACUUUCCCUUUUUUGGUUAUUGUCAUGCAAAGUAUUAAAAAAAAAGAACGACCAGUAGGAUAAUGAACUUCAAAUGAAUCAACAUGGUUGAAACAAAGUCGAUUCCUCAUAAAUGACCAAUUCUAUCCAUUUAUUGCUAUAAUCUUAUAAUCCUAAAAUGAUCUACAAAUAAGUCAACUUGGCCUAAAUCGACAGUCAAUGUCUUUUACAGAGUGGAAUUAUUGCCCUUCAAGUAUUAUUUUUAACAUAUUAUGUGAAGAAUUUUCCUUCUCCUGAAUAAAACCACAAAGCAAAUAAGCAUUUGGGAGAAACAUUAGUCAAAAUCACAAAUAUAGAUGCCAAGUGAACAAAACAGACUCCCUAGCGCUUCUUGUUUCUUGUUCUCAGUCAUUAUAUAAAUAAAACAUUCAUAAUUUGUGUUAAUUAUAAAUAUACAAUAUUCUUUAUUUUCUUAAUCGAGCACUUGUCUGUAAUAGAGCAUUUCCUUUAUAAUUCAUAUUUUGAAAUUUAAUAUGUAUACUAUCAUAAAUAUACUUACAUAUUUUGGAAAUUUGCAUUUUUAAUAAAUUUAUAAAAUCAG
This is a messenger RNA of Mytilus californianus (California mussel), 4745 nucleotides long. Its product is annotated as calpain-15-like. Gene Ontology annotation, biological process: proteolysis. Lineage: Eukaryota; Metazoa; Mollusca; Bivalvia; Mytilida; Mytilidae. Bases 238 to 2826 code for a protein of 862 amino acids. Gene Ontology annotation, molecular function: calcium-dependent cysteine-type endopeptidase activity. The record is from RefSeq and is a predicted model, not a curated record. The transcript has 14 exons. Gene Ontology annotation, cellular component: cytoplasm.